UAACAUGCCACGUAAUCUCCAACAUUAACGUCAAUUAAUGUUUUGGGCAAUAGGGAUUUAACGUCAUCGAUAAUUUGCAACAACAUGAAAGACUAUGAGAGGUAUUUUCUAUGUUCAAGACGAACUUGACCGACACUCACACUUCACUUUCCGCUACCAAUUUGGCUAUUCACUCUUUCUUAAACUUUUUCUUUUUAUUUGAUAUUGCACUAAAGGGUUAUAACGAUUUGUCAAGCCGAUUCGAACUUAGAUUAAGUGAGUAGUAAAUUCUCAUCCGUUAGGUAACGCCUAAUAUUCACAGUAAUUUUUUAAUAGAAAAGCAAAAAACAUGUCCUGAAUGUCAUCCCCCACCAGAGGCAGAGGAGCCAACAUAGCAAGCAUGCAUGAAUGAAUGCAGUGUCUAACAUGCGUUGAAUGGUACAAAUAUUCUCAGAAUUUGAAACUAACGGCUACUAGUGUUGUAUUAAAGCUAAGCAAAACAUCUCGUGACACUUCCUGCAAGCUCCUCCUCGGCUCCUCAAUUUCAUGUUAAUUUCAGUUUCUUCCUUCUCUGUUCUCUCUCUCUCUCUCACCAAAGGAUCCUCGUGAUGAAGAGCUCUUACAUCUCACGAGCUUCAUAUUCCCAUGAAAAACGCACACCCAGACCCAGACCCAGACCCAGACCCAGUUCAGUUUUGAAUCCUUCAAAUACCCCUCCACAACACCAUGCAUCCCACACCAUCAUCAAACAGCACCACCAACACAUUCAAUGGAGUCCAAACUUCAAAUCCUUUUCCUCACCCUUUUCAUCUCCUCUCUCACCAUCCAUGCCCAAACUCUCAGAACUUACAUAGUUCAGCUACACCCUCAUGGCACAACCACCUCCUUCUUCACCUCUAAGCAAGAAUGGCACCUUUCAUUCAUCCAACAAACCAUUUCCUCCGACGAGGACCCUUCUUUGCGGCUCCUCUACUCCUACCGUUCCGCCAUGGACGGUUUCGCAGCUCAGCUAACUGAUUCUGAGCUUGAGUUCCUGCAGAACUUGCCUGAUGUCAUCUCAGUUAAGCCUGACAGAAAGGUCCAGAUUCAAACCACUUACUCUUACAAAUUCUUGGGGUUAAACCCUGCAAGAGAAAACGGUUGGUACCAAUCAGGGUUUGGUCAUGGAACCAUAAUUGGGGUUCUUGACACUGGAGUGUGGCCAGAGAGUCCUAGCUUCAAUGACCAUGGAAUGCCACCAGUUCCUAAGAAAUGGAAGGGUGCGUGCCAAGCAGGGCAAGCUUUUAACUCUUCCAUUUGUAACAAAAAACUCAUUGGUGCAAGGUACUUCACCAAAGGCCAUCUUGCAGUUUCACCUUCAAGAAUUCCAGAGUAUCUCUCUCCAAGAGACUCCUCUGGACAUGGCACACACACUUCUUCCACAGCUGGUGGAGUUCCAGUGCCAAAUGCAGGGGUUUUUGGCUAUGCAGAAGGUGUGGCCAGAGGCAUGGCCCCUGGUGCCCACAUUGCAGUGUACAAAGUUUGCUGGUUCAAUGGCUGCUACAAUUCUGAUAUUCUUGCUGCAAUGGAUGUUGCAAUUAGAGAUGGUGUUGACAUUCUGUCACUGUCUCUUGGUGGAUUUCCAGUGCCUUUAUAUGAUGACAGCAUUGCCAUUGGAAGCUUCAGAGCAAUGGAGCAUGGGAUUUCAGUGGUUUGUGCAGCAGGGAACAAUGGCCCAUCAGCAAUGUCUGUUGCCAAUGAAGCUCCUUGGAUUAACACUGUUGGUGCUAGCACACUGGACAGGAAGUUCCCAGCUUCAGUUCACAUGGGUAAUGGACAAGUCCUCUAUGGAGAAUCCAUGUAUCCUGCAGCGACGAACCGGGUAAGGAGCAAUCAUGAAGAGCUUGAGCUUGUUUAUCUGACUGAAGGGGAUAUAGAGAGUCAAUUUUGCCUCAGAGGGUCACUUCCAAGGGAGAAAGUUCAGGGGAAAAUGGUGGUUUGUGACAGAGGUGUCAAUGGAAGAGCAGAGAAGGGUCAAGUAGUGAAGGAAUCAGGUGGUGCUGGUAUGAUCUUGGCAAACACUGAGAUAAACUUGAAUGAAGAUUCAGUUGAUGUUCAUGUCUUGCCAGCAACUCUGGUAGGAUUUGAUGAAUCAGUGAAAUUAAAAGCUUACAUAAACUCUACAAGAAAACCCCUUGCUAGGAUUGAGUUUGGAGGAACUGUGAUAGGGAACUCUAGAGCUCCAGCAGUGGCAACAUUCUCUGCAAGAGGACCAAGCUUCACCAACCCUUCAAUUCUCAAACCUGAUGUUGUAGCUCCUGGUGUCAACAUCAUUGCUGCAUGGCCUCAGAACCUUGGUCCUACAAGCCUUCCACAGGAUCUUAGAAGAGUGAACUUCUCAGUCAUGUCUGGUACCUCAAUGUCAUGUCCUCAUGUUAGCGGAAUUGCGGCUCUUGUUCAUUCAGCUCACCCGAAAUGGAGUCCUGCCGCUAUCAAAUCAGCAAUAAUGACAACAGCUGAUGUAACUGAUCACAUGAAAAGACCAAUUCUAGAUGAAGACAAACCAGCUGGUGUUUUUGCUAUUGGAGCAGGAAAUGUGAAUCCACAAAGAGCAUUGAACCCAGGACUUGUGUAUGACAUCAAACCAGAUGACUAUGUAACCCAUCUUUGUAGCCUUGGAUACACAAGUUCUGAGAUUUUCAGCAUCACACACAGGAAUGUGAGCUGCUAUGAAAUCAUGAAGGUGAAUAGAGGCUUCAGCCUGAACUAUCCUUCAUUCUCAGUCAUUUUUAAGAGUGGGAUGAGCAGAAAGAUGUUCAGCAGGAGGGUCACAAAUGUGGGGGAUCCUAACUCCAUCUACUCAGUGGAGGUUAUGGCACCUGAAGGGGUGAAAGUGAUUGUGAAACCCAAGAGGCUUGUGUUCAAAGAAACAAAUGAGAGGUUAAGUUACAGGGUGUACUUUUUGUCAAGAAAAAGAGUUAGAAAAGGUGCUGAUAUGAUGACUUUUGCAGAAGGGCAUUUGACAUGGGUCAGCUCACAAAAUGGUUCUCACAGGGUUAGAAGCCCAAUAGCAGUGACUUGGAAGUCCAAGUAGUAGUAGUAGAUUCCAUCCAUUGUUAAGUUCUUCUUAGAGCUUAUUUUUAUCAUUGGUUCAAUAGCUUUAUGUCUAGCAGAGUUUAUGCUGAACUUUGCUUAAGUAAACCCAUUUAUAAUGCUAAAUAAUUGGUCUGUGCCAAGUUUUA
Molecule: messenger RNA, 3200 nt
Organism: Lotus japonicus
Lineage: Eukaryota; Viridiplantae; Streptophyta; Magnoliopsida; Fabales; Fabaceae
Product: subtilisin-like protease SBT1.2
Exons: 2
Coding region: 749-3052 (767 amino acids)
Biological process (GO): proteolysis
Molecular function (GO): serine-type endopeptidase activity
Source: RefSeq, a predicted model, not a curated record